GCUUGCAUACGCCCAAAAAUCGAAUUAAUCACAUAAAUUAUAAAAACACCCAGUAUGAGAAUAUACUGAUAUUCAAUUUCUUUUUUAUUUUUGUUACUUUGUUGUCAUCAAGUGCCUCGGAGAUGUCCGUCAGCGCGAGCGCCGAGAAUCUCUCCACCGAUGCACAGAGCUGUGAUGGAGGGUCCAUGUGCCUGGAGCUUGCGCUAGAGGGCGAGCGCCUCUGUAAGGCAGGCGACUGUCGUGCAGGGGUUGCUUUCUUCCAGGCUGCCAUUCAGGCAGGUACAGAUGAUUUACGCACCCUCAGCGCUAUAUACAGCCAACUUGGAAAUGCUUACUUCUACCUUGGUGACUACAACAAAGCAAUGCAAUACCACAAACAUGAUCUGACAUUAGCUAGGACAAUGAAUGAUAAAUUAGGUGAAGCGAAAGCAUCUGGUAAUCUUGGGAACACUCUCAAAGUGAUGGGCAAGUUUGCUGAGGCUAUCCAAUGCUGCAAACGACAUCUGGAGAUCUCACGGUCACUUGGCGAUCGACUCAGCGAGGGUCGAGCACUGUACAACUUGGGGAACGUGUACCACGCUCAAGGCAAGCAGCUAGGCAGGGUUGGACAGAAUGAUCCCGGACAUUUCCCACAAGAGGUCCGAGACUGUCUCACGCAGGCGGUUGAAUAUUAUGAAGAGAAUCUCGAACUGAUGCGUAGUUUAGGAGAUAGGCAAGCAAUGGGGCGUGCCUGUGGCAAUCUUGGCAACACGUGCUACCUCCUCGGCGAUUUCUCACGAGCCAUUCGCUACCACAUGGAGCGCUUGCAGAUUGCACAAGAAUUUGGGGAUAAGGCGGCAGAAAGGAGGGCAAACAGCAACCUCGGGAACUCACAUAUAUUCCUUGGACAGUUCGAGAAUGCAGCAGAACAUUACAAACGAACGCUGGCACUUGCUGAGGACCUAGGCGAUGCGGCAGUUGAAGCACAGGCCUGCUACUCUCUCGGGAACACCUACACCCUUCUGAGGGAGUACAGAAUCGCCGAGGAGUACCAUGCGCGGCAUCUGACUGCCGCCAGGAAGCUCCAGGACAGAGUGGGAGAAGGCCGCGCUUGCUGGUCUCUGGGGAAUGCACAUGCGGCGCUUGGGAACCACGAGAAGGCGCUCUAUUAUGCAAACGAACAUUACAAUAUAUCAAAAGAGCUUGGUGAUGUGCUGGGCAUGGCUACGGCCCAGAUGAACAUCAGCGACCUUCGUAAGGUGCUAGGGAUGCCAGUUGAGGUGGAGUCCCCUCCCGCGCCUCCUAUUGACGAGGAUAGGACGCCGCGAACUCCCUUCAACGCCUUGCGUGUUCGUCGACAGAGCAUGGAACAACUAUCGCUAAUACAGAUAACACCAGACAGCAAGAAGACUGAAGCCGAAAUAGAAAUGGAGAAGAAACGUGAGGUGGUUAGGACAGAGUCCGAGGAGAACCCGGUGGACUCUUUCUUCGACCUUCUGAGCCGAUGCCAGUCGGAGAGAAUGGACGAGCAGCGCGCAACGCUCAACGCAAACAAAGAGAACAGGCCCAAACCCAAGCCCAACAACAAGCUGCAGCGGUCGGCCAGCAGCGGAAACAAAAACUCAAGUCCAAACGAUGCUAUGCUGGACAUGAUCACGGAUCUUCAGUCCGAGCGGAUGGACUCCCAACGCGCCGAGCUGCGUCCCGCACCAAAGAAACUCAGCAAGGAGAGUAAAGGCGCUUCGUUGCCCGGCCUCCGCCCUCAGCAAACUACCUCCACGAAACCCGAAGACGAUUUCCUGGAUAUGAUCGCCCGUGUACAGGGAUCCCGUUUGGAGGACCAGCGUUCAGAAUUGCCUCGGCCCAAGCCCGAGGAGCGUCCUAAGACAGUACCCGACGAUGACUUUUUCGCGCAGUUGAUGCGCGCGCAGGCCGGCCGCAUGGAGGACCAGCGAGCCACGAUCCCGUUACAAGAAAACCGCCUAAACAAAAGUGCUCCUAACACCAAGAAGUAGAUACGGAUUUUGUUUAUUAUAUUUUACAGUUUACAUCGAAUUGACGAAAGCAAUGUCAGGUACAGAAUGUGUUCCGAGUGAAUCACUCGAAAUAACAAUCACUCAGCUGCCGUUGCUUUCCUUAUUAAUAAGCAACAUAUUUAAUACUUUCUUUGUGUAAAUGAAAUUUGUGUGUUGUAAAAUAUUGAAUUUCAUUAUAUGUUUUAUAUAUUUUUAUAUUACUUACUGAAAUUUUAAGACUUAGGAAGGUCCUGUCUUUACUUAAUCGAUUUGUAUUAUAGUACCUUCUCCACUAGAUAUCAAACUCCUACUUAUAUCGAAUCUACUGGUUUUAACGGUUCCUGUAUUGGUGAUCAUGUUUCCGCAUUGAAUGUUUGUGAUCUUGUGAGAUGCUAGUAGCGGAAUUAAACAAAAUAAAACAAAUCCAUUAAGUAAUGAUAUUAUACUUCCACAUAAUUACAAUGAUAAAAUAUAUAGUCGUAUCUGUUCUAAAUUAGGUUUUAAUGAAUUUAAUCUUUCUUCCUAUGAAAAUAAAAUGAAUUUAUAUAUUUUUAGUAUUUUACACUCUAUGCUGAGGAAGACUAUUGUUCAAUAUCAUGAGUUCUAUUGAAUAUGAUUAUAUAUGUACAGUAUCAUAUUUUGUAUUAUGCUUUAUUUCAAUUUGGUGUGUAUACUGGCUCUGUGUAUAAUUGCGUGUAUUUUAAAAAUGUUUGUGUGUUCGCUUAUUUGCAGGCUCUCAUUUGAUAUAGUCGACACUUUUUUUAUCUGUAUUUUACAAAAAAGUAAUUAAGUAUUAUUCCUUUUCUAUCAAGUUAGUUUAUGUUGUGUGAUAUUCCUUUUUGCAUUUGAUAAUUAUAUAAAAAGCAUACUGUCUGCUACAUAUAGGUAUCAAAUGCUAUUCGACUGGAUGUUAUGAGUGUAUUUAUCAAAACAUACUAAUAAAUAAUAUUCUAACAAUUUAGUAUUUUGUCAUAUUUAAUAAUACGGUUUUUUACUAUAUUGAUAGUAUUGUCAAUGUAGUCUGUUUUUUCUAUUUAAAAUAUUUAGUAACUAGUAAUGGCAUUCGUUUUAUCAAAAUUAGUCAAGAUAAAUAGCAGUGUUAAAUUGAAUAUGCUAUAUUAAUGUAAAGUAACAAUAUGUAUAAUAUAAUACAAUAAGGCGGUCACGUUACUAAAAGCAAUUCGUGAUACAUGUGUACACAUCAUAAUCACUUCUAUCAUACACUUGUUAUUUAAAUUAAAAUAUACCAUAAUUAUGUACUGAAUAAUAUUGGUAUAAAAACAGAUGGUGUAACAUUUUUUAUAUUGUGUACCUAAUUAUUACAAUUGCACUAUUCAUAUACUAGUAUAAGCUUGAUGCCAUUAUUGUAUGUAAGACAAUGCGAUAUUAAAUAGAUUUGUCAUAAAGAAGCAUUGUCACAUUUCCAAUGGUCGGUGGUUCGAUUCCUCGCACGGUACAAACAUUUAUAUUAAUGAGUAUGAUUGUUUGUAUCGGUCUGGGUGUUUUAAAUAUAAUAUUUAGGUUGUCGAGUAGGCAUAACACAAGCUUACAUUAAUAUCUGCUUAGCUUGGGUCUAGAUGGCACUGUGGGAAUUGUUCAAAUAUUUUAUUUUAAAAAAAAUACGUUCUGUCUUUGUAGGAUAUGAAAACUGAUUUUAGACAAUCAAUUUGUAAAUUAUGUGAUGUGUAAAAAACGUAAAUGUUCAUGUAUAGCAAUAAAUAAUUGUAGUCUUGCAAAUUGCAAUUCCAAAGGUUUUGAGGAUGUGAUAAUAUUUAGUACGACAAGGUGACACGUGUGACCAGUGUUGACAUUGGCCUAUAUAUAGGUGCUAAAGAAUAUAUGAACAUGAAAUACAAUGGCGGUGCUGUUGAAAUUAUCCAAAUUAAUACAUUUCAUCUAAGAAGAUACAUACCGUAGGGAUUAAGAUGCUAGUAAACAUCGCGGCUAAAUGUCCAUCGUUAUCUAAAUAUUAAUUCGCGAAGCAAAAACUUUGACCCCUUAUUACAAAAAUUUCGCGAACGGAGGAGUACGAAAUUUCGCCUAAUUUUAGAUUAUAUAUGUAGAUAGGGAGAGGCAAUAUUUUUUAAAAUUAAGCGUAAAAAUAAAUCAACAAAAAAAAUAUUACGCACUACCAUGCAUUUGACACACACACGCAUUUAUAUUCUGUUUUUUAAUGUUAAAGUCUUUGAUCAAAUUGAGAAUAGAUUAAUAUCGCUUGUCUUUAAUAUUCUUACUGAAUGUCGAACAUAACCACAAUAAAUUCACUAAUUACAAUAUAUUUAAUAUAAAACAUUUCGUACUUCGAAAAUAGUUUUUAUAGCUCGAAUAGUUAAUGGCUUAAAUAGACUUUAUUUUUUAACAAAUAAGUUACUUUUUAAAAGCUAUACAGAUGUAAGUCCCUUUGUCUGAAAACUGAUACGACCUCUUUUUUAAUUACUGUAAAUUAAAUUUAAACUACCAUCUCUUAAAUAAGACUAAAACUGUUCAACACUUGUUAUCGAAAUCGUGACUGUAUUUAUUAAUCAGUUAUUAUUAACGUAAUUAUUACGCUAAGUUACAUAAUAACGCACGUUCUGAAAAUAUUUGCUUUUUAUAUUUUGAAUGUACGGCUUCGUUAAACAUGAUAAGUGUUAUUUUUCCUUGAUGAGAGAAGUAAACUUAUUACUUUGAUAAAUGUACAAUAAGUAUGCCUAUUGUAAAGAGACACCAAAAGUCCCUAUACAUACUUAUGAUUACUUAUAAUUAAUUUAUGUAAUUUUAACAAAGUCUUGCCGUAAGGGCUGCUUCUACACGACUUAUUCUUUCAACUGCGAUCAUAAAAUGCAAGUUUUAAAAGGAAAGUGUGGUGAUUGUCUUUGUCCAUAUUGUGUUUAGCCUCGUGAACGCAAUUGCUUGUGUGAUUCUAAGAAUGCGUGUCGUUUAAAGCCUAAUGAUGCUCUUCCAGCACAUGUAGUUAGCGUAGGUAGGAAUACAAUUUAAUUAUAUCUUACUCCAUUUAAGAAAAUCAUAAGUAUAUUAUUAUAUUUGCUAAUGAGGAAGAAUUAUUAUUUUUAUUUAUUAAAAAAUAUAAACUUUAAUUUUAUUGAUGAGAUUGAAGCUCGGCGCGAAGUCGCUUUCUCUUUUCAUGCACACUGCAUGUAAAGGCAUCUAAAAUGUAUGAAGACGGCUGGCUUGGUCAUGGUAAAGCUUUGAAAGAACUGACUUUGUUGCUAUUAGUGUCACUUUUACUGUAUAACGAAGCCGAGGAUUUUCAAAAUGAAUCAAUCAUGUUUAUACAAUAUAUGUACUCAUUAAUGAAUUUAAAGUACGACUUACGGUUAUUUUAUUAUAGUAUUAUUUCAUAGACAAUCCAUUAAUAUAUUAACAGUUACAUGUAAGUAGCGUUAGUUAGUUUAUUGUUAGGGUAUGUAAUCGUAAGGUAUCAAUUGGGCCCAUAACCUGAAUGGUCUUCGUGCUGAGUUUUCUCAUGAAUUUAAAGAGUUAUACUUGAUGCAAUUAUUAAGCAUGUUACAAUUAUUCUGUAUAAUUUAAAUAAAACGUACUUUUUCUGUGUAUUACUUACUAAAAACUCAAAUUAAAAAUAAUAUACUUAUUGAUAAAUGGCACUAAUUGCACCAAAUGAUUUUAUAUUUACCAUAUACUAUAGAUUUAGAUUCAACUAUUUAUUCAUACUUUACACCAUAAAUAUGAGGUCGCUCCCUUUCCAAUUACACUAGUCUACAAGUAAUAUGAGUUGAAAUCAUUUAACUAAUUUCUACUUAUUUUCUGCUUAUCUACAUAUUCUGUAUACAAGAUGACAAGUGUAACGAAUCGUUAAAUUAUAUGCGUAUCGAAAUUAUGAGUGAAGAUGAAAACACGCAGCUUUUUAUAAUGCUUUAUAUUACAAUACAGUUGCGAACAAUAACAAUAACACAGUAGCAAUGAAUUAUAUAAAAUAAUACGAAGUAGUCUGUUUCAUACGAUUAGUUUAGCUACUAAUCUGCGCAAAGGCAGGCGCCUUUAUGUAACGUCUUUUAGUCACCGUGAUAGUUAAGACUAUUGGUGUACUAUAGUAAACCUAUGAACUAUUUUUAUUAUUACUAAUAAAAAUAUUUGAACCUCUUUAACAUAGCGUCUGAUGGAAUUGAUUAAAAUUAAAAUGUUACAUUAGAAUGUUUAGUGUGCGCUGUUGAGUGUAUUAUAUGUAUUAAUGAAGAAUCCCAGAUGCAAAUGCAUUUAAAUUGAAAAAUAUGCAGUAUGCUCUUGUUUUUUAUGGACGGUGAUGAAAGGUACUCUCGUCUGCACCAACUGAAUACGCUGGCGGGGCUGCAGUGGAGGACGAUGUAAUGAGAAUGUAGUUUAAUUAGAAAGUAGGUUUAGAUCGACUGACGUGAAUGUCACAUACAUUGCUAAUAAUGGGGCAUCUAGUCCCCGUUAAUAACAAUAGCCUCCCUCUUCUCUUUCCCCCUCAGUAACGAACUUAAAAAGGCUAUCUGAAUGUAAUUGUAUUACACGUAUGUGUUUCCUCCUUUAUUGAUCGUAGAGCGAUGUAAAACUAGGGCCUUAUUCGAUAAAUGGACUAUCCAAAUCUGAAACGAACCUAAUCUUUUUUUUUUAUGACAACUGUGCUAUAAAGUGGUACCGUAGACAUGUGUAGUACUUCUAAUUUACUGUUUUAUGAAGUCUAUCAUAUUAUGUUAGUUUCGUACAUAAAAAAAUGAAUGUUCGGGGUUUACGAAUUGUUCAAAUUUAAACUUACUCCCGUAACAUAAAAGUCUAAAAUUUAUUACAAAAUUAAAGUGCGUCAAGUAGCGCUUAAAGUACACAAAUAUAUCCCCAACUAAAACAAUCACGUACAUG
Molecule: messenger RNA, 6833 nt
Organism: Achroia grisella
Lineage: Eukaryota; Metazoa; Arthropoda; Insecta; Lepidoptera; Pyralidae
Gene: pins
Product: G-protein-signaling modulator 2
Exons: 10
Coding region: 123-1994 (623 amino acids)
Molecular function (GO): identical protein binding; GTPase regulator activity
Source: RefSeq, a predicted model, not a curated record